AUGGCGAAUGGAGAGAUUGAUGUGGAAGAGCUUAUGCCUUUAAGAAAACGACAGUCUCUUCGUCUCGAGAUAGUUGACGAAUACGUUGACGUUGUGGUGCCGCAAGAACAACAACAAGAAGAAGAACAAGUAGAAGAGCUGCCCGAAAGGUUUAAGAAGAAGAUAAUGGAGAUGGGAGGCACGGAAGAGACGCUAAUAUUCAAAAGGGAAUUGACUAAGACCGAUGUUGAUAAAGGUCAGUCGCAUUUAUCCAUUCCACUGAGUAGCCUCUUGAGUCUCGAUUUUCUGACGUCUGAUGAGAAGGAAAAGAUAGAAAACCGAAUAAAAGGGGACAGAGAAGGAGGUUUAACCGUGGAAGUGAUCGAUCCGAGGUUAGAAGUAUGGGAGCUGAAGAUGAGAAGAUGUGAUAUGGAGAAGAAGAAGAAGACGAAGAAUGGGAAGAGAGGGAAGACGAGCUCGCUGUAUUUGUUGGCGUAUAAGUGGAACCAUGUGGUCAAAGCUAAUAGUCUUAGAGAAGGUAAUAAGUUGCAGCUUUGGUCCUUUAGGUCACAGCAAAAGCUAUGUCUUGCGCUGGUCUUGCUUCAAGGAGAAGAAAGGUUAUUGGGAAAUUAG
Thlaspi arvense is the source of this 612-nucleotide messenger RNA. The record is from the annotation of a GenBank genome assembly. Lineage: Eukaryota; Viridiplantae; Streptophyta; Magnoliopsida; Brassicales; Brassicaceae.